CCUUAAGAACGAUCAUUUGCAAUGUUCUCUUCCUGAAGUUGAAAAGGUUUCGCUUUCCGUUCGAGCUGUCAGUGACCGAGGUUAGAGCUGGACGCUGCAACAGACGCAGGAAAUAAGUAAUUUUGUCUUCGCUAAGCUUUAUGUUUUUUUCGGUUGAACUAACGAAGUAAACUUUACCAGUCAGUCGACUUGAGGAAGUGUGUGUUGGAUUGUCGGAUGCGAACAGAACCGCAGCAACGCGACCUCAGAAGGUGUAAUUAUGGCUUCUAAACUUACACCGACACACAAUUUGAAAGAGGCCGAGGAGUUGGCCCUGUCUCUGAGUGAAGCCCUCAGCAGCGGGAAUGGAGAGGAAGCAAUCAAACUGUGCCAGAAGCUGUCCCAACUCUGUGUUCCUGUGUCUGUCUCCAUCAGCAGUCAGGCAUACCCUCAGGACUCCAUAAGAUUGUGGGUUGGAGUUGAGGAUGGUCAGUCAGAUUCCUACAUUCCAGUGACUGUUGUGGUUACCCCUGACAUGACAAUUGCACAACUUAAAGACAAGAUCAGUCAUGACUUUGGGUUUCACCCCUCGCUGCAACGCUGGGUGAUCGGGAAGCGGUUGGCUCAGGACCAGGAUACGUUGUUCAGCCACGGUGUCCGUCAAAACGGAGACAAAGCUUUCCUGUUUAUCCUCUCGGCCCAUGCUGCCCACCUCACACGACAGCAACACAGGCUGGACCAUGAGCAACAACUCUUAGAGGGCAUUGUGGGGUCAAUUGAAUCGAUGCAACUUUUGCCCAGAGGGCUGGAUGUUAGUGGCAAUGAGAAGACAGUGCCUCCUCCAGAGACUCAACACACUCCUACCCCUGCUCCUCCUUUACCUCCUAAAUGCCCAAAUGCUACCAAACCUCCUGUGCCUAAGAAACCUCAGAUUGGCUGGGCCUGUGCUAUGUGCACGUUCGUGAACAAACCGACGCGUCCUGGCUGUGAGAUAUGCGCAGGCGAAAGGCCAGAGGAUUACCGGGUGCCUGACAUCUACAAGCCAGACCAGCAGGAGGCUCAUCGAAUUGAGCAGGAACAGCUGGCCACAUUGCAGUACAAACAGGCUCAGCAGGAGGAACGAGAGAGGAACUACCUGCACUUGUUGGCAACAGAGGAGCAGAACCUCAUCUCUAACAUUACAGAGAUAGACUGUCCCAUCUGCUUCUCUGCCCUGCAGCCAGGAGAGGGCAUCGUGCUCAGAGAGUGUCUACACACCUUCUGCAGGGAGUGUCUAAAGGGGACAAUAGUGAACAGUCAAGAUGCUGAGGUGUCCUGUCCAGACUCAUGUGAGAGCAAGCUACUGGACCGAGAGAUCAAAGCGCUGCUCACAGAAGAGGAGCACCAGCGGUUUCUGGAGUUGCGUCUUAGCAUCGCAGAAAGCCGUUCAGAGCACAGCUUUCACUGUCAGACUCCCAACUGCCGAGGGUGGUGCAUCUAUGAGGAUGAAGUCAAUGAGUUCCACUGUGAACUCUGUGAUGAAAUCAACUGCAUUCUCUGCAGGGCCAUCCAUAGUGGAAUGAAUUGUAAGGACUACCAGGAUGACCUGCGCAUCCGAGCAGAGAACGACCAGGCAGCUCAGCAAACAAAACAGAUGCUAGAGAGCUUGCUGCAGAAUGGGGAGGCCAUGAAAUGUCCACGUUGUGACAUCAUCGUCCAGAAGAAAGAUGGCUGUGAUUGGAUCUGCUGUUUGAUGUGCAAGACAGAAAUCUGCUGGGUCACCAAACAAGCUCGCUGGGGCCCAAACGGCAAGGGCGACACAUCUGGGGGAUGUAGAUGCCGAGUCAAUCAUCAACCUUGCCACCCCAACUGCCAGAAUUGCCACUGAGGCAACACACUUUUGAAAACAUACAUGCACUAUCUAAAGAAACACACACCUCAGCUGAUACUUAGGCGGUGGGUCUAAUGCUGGCUACAUUCUUGUGUUUAUUUAUUUACUUACUUUUUGCUUAAGUUAAGGGCAUAAUAUUGAGAAUAGUUUGGUUGCUGUUGGUAAACACACAAUUCAAAGUUGGCUGCUCCUCCAUGACUCAAUUGUCUUGUUGUGCAAACUAAACAGCGAAUGAAAAGAAAGAGCAGCAGCUAGCAGAAACAAAGCAAUGAAUCAGAGAAAUUAAGUUAUUUUCUAAUGUUUUCACUGUAGCAACUUUGUAAAGCACUAAUAAACACGUCUUCACAUCUGCCUAAACAUCCGGGGAUUUGUAUGAAUGCAGCAAGAGUGCAGGUUUUAUCCUGUCCCUGGGUGCCUCUGCUCAGCCUGCCUGCCUAUGUGUAGCUCAUACAUACUCGUAGACCUGGAUCUCUUUAUGACAGACAGAGAGGAGACAGCAGACUUGGUUCCUAUGUUUUUAUAGAGUGCCAGCCUUGCGCUGUUAUUGGCUGGGACUACGCAGCUUUGUAUGAAGGCUGUAGCCAGAAAAGUCCUGAGAAACUAAAGAAAUACAGACAGAGGGCAGAUCUCUGCAGAUACAGAUACUUCUGUCCUCGAGGCCCAGAAGUGAUGAUUGAGAAUAAAUACUUUUGUUUGAGUUCUUUUCGGAUAUUGUUGCAUAUUAUGCCUUUAACUUGAAGCUACUUUGAUUUAUUUUACUUACUUUUAGCCUUGUUCUCAAUGUGCCUGUCACUGAGGCCGGCCUUUCUUAACAGAUAACAGAUACAUGUACACGUAAAUGCAAUACACAUGCUAUACAAACUGUACAGCUCUAUGGCUUCAAUUCACACGUCAUGCUUUGAUACUGUUUUUAAUUUGGCAAGACAAAAAUGUAAGAAAAGGCUAAUACUCAAAUACAGUAAAUAUUAAUGCCACUUAACAGCUUUUUCCUUUUUUGUUUUUUGUUUUUUUCUAUGGCUAGACUAUGGCUAGAACUAAUUAACUACAAUUGACAAUAAUGUUUCAUCAUAAAUGACUUUGUAACCAGUGUAUGUUUGUCAGUUUUGCUUCAUAGCAUUAUAACAGCAGAUAUAAUAGCAAGAUUUGACUGUGGUGAAGGAUGUUGUUUACAUUAAAUGAAUGUGUUCAUUAUGAAAAACAUGCUGCUCUGAGUCACAUAACAUUGAAGCAUCAAGUUCAAGUUUAAGCAUUCCGCAGUAGACUAAUAACGAUGCUGCAUUUCUCUCAGGUAUUCGGGUGUUUAUCUGUCCUUCUUAAGCAUUUGUUUCACCAAAGUUACAGAUUUACAUAUGCAAUUUAUGUUUUGUAUCUAUGAAUUUUGAUAGAUUUCACAGGCAUGUGAAUUGAAGUGACAUACCAAUAAACUGGAAGCAAACACAA
Messenger RNA from Scatophagus argus, 3289 nucleotides. RefSeq names its product RanBP-type and C3HC4-type zinc finger containing 1 (gene rbck1). Gene Ontology annotation, biological process: positive regulation of canonical NF-kappaB signal transduction; proteasome-mediated ubiquitin-dependent protein catabolic process; protein linear polyubiquitination. The transcript has 13 exons. Bases 260 to 1846 code for a protein of 528 amino acids. Lineage: Eukaryota; Metazoa; Chordata; Actinopteri; Scatophagidae. Gene Ontology annotation, cellular component: LUBAC complex. The record is from RefSeq and is a predicted model, not a curated record. Gene Ontology annotation, molecular function: ubiquitin binding; ubiquitin-protein transferase activity.